Messenger RNA from Anarrhichthys ocellatus (wolf-eel), 1433 nucleotides. It is a transcript of the gene rp2, whose product is annotated as RP2 activator of ARL3 GTPase. The transcript has a single exon. Gene Ontology annotation, cellular component: periciliary membrane compartment; cilium. Gene Ontology annotation, biological process: post-Golgi vesicle-mediated transport. The record is from RefSeq and is a predicted model, not a curated record. Gene Ontology annotation, molecular function: GTPase activator activity. Bases 580 to 1299 code for a protein of 239 amino acids. Lineage: Eukaryota; Metazoa; Chordata; Actinopteri; Perciformes; Anarhichadidae.
UUAAUCUAUAUCAAUGCAUCAUAUUCUAUAAGAGUACAAUAUUUACCUCCGGGACGUAGUGGAGGAGAAGUAGGAAGUACUCAGUGAAGUACACAAACCUCAAAUUUGUACUUAAGUGCAGCACUUGAGUAAAUGUACUUAGUUACUUUGCACGCCUGGUUGCUUCAUCUUUCCUUUGUUUUUAUAUCAGAUUGAAUCCCCUCCAGCGACUCCAGCAGAGGAGUUCUACUUUUAUUUUGUCAAAAUAAAAGUCCUCUCAUGUUCUUUAUUGGACAAAUGUUGAGGGGGCGUGUCCUCUGUGUCCUGUUUAUUGUACGUGAGAUGAAAAGAUAUUCUUCCCAAGUUCAACUAAAUAUGCUCACUUCAUUGAAUAAACUUAAACACAUGGUGUAAUGUAGUUCUGUAAAUGUACUUAGUUACAUUGCACCACUGUUAAUAAACCUGUUUAGAAAGCUUCAUACGGUCUGAUGACUGAAGGAUAAAGCUCCGUGUUGUUGUUGGAUGAGGUGUAAACCUCUGAAUCUGUCCUUGUGUUGAAUAAACCCCGGUGUCUCUGCUCAGGUGGACCCUAAAGACUACAUGCUGACGGGGCUCAGAGACGUGACGGUGGGCCGCCUGCCCGGCAAGCUGAACGGCCAGCAGUUCGUCAUCCAGGAGUGCGAGAACUGCGACAUCUACGUGUUGGACCACUCGGCCACCGUCACCAUCGACGACUGCGUGAACUGCCGCGUGGUCCUCGGGCCCACCAAGGGCAGCGUGUUCUUCAGGGACUGUAAGGACGUCAAGUGCGUCGUCGCCUGCCAGCAGUUCCGCACGCGGGACUGUAAAAAGAUGGAGGUGUUCCUGUGCUGCGCCACGCAGCCCAUCAUCGAGUCCUCCACGGGCAUGAAGUUCGGCUGCUUCCAGUACUUCUACCCCGAGCUGGCCUUCCACUUCAAGGACGCCGGGCUCAGCAUCUUCAACAACAACUGGAGCAACGUGCACGACUUCACGCCGGUGUCCGGGGAGAACAACUGGAGCCUGCUGCCGGAGGCCUCGGCCGUUCUGGAUUCGGUGCCCGGCCCGGACCCGGAGUCCGAAUUUAAGUCGGUUCGGAUCUCCGGCAACCCCGAACGCAGCAUCGUGCCUUUGACGAAGGGCGGGCGGCGAAAGGACAGCGAGGAGUCCUGCCUCUUCGUCUUCUUCGCCGGAGAAUACGCCACCGCCAACGCCCGCAAACUGAUCGACGAGGUGAGUGUGAGGAGGUUUCACCUCUGGUGUCGGUUUUAUGUGAAAGGAACAAAAGAUGAAGCCCGGUGAGCACCGACGGUGAAAAGAUGCUCAAAACUGGUUCAAACAGUUACACAUUCAGACCGUAUUUCACCGAAUUGUUUCAUCCUCUACAGCACACGUGUCAAACUCAAGGCCCGCCAACGUCAUUUUAUGUGGCCCGC